Messenger RNA from Exophiala spinifera, 831 nucleotides. Its product is annotated as Fe-S protein assembly co-chaperone HscB. Bases 1 to 831 code for a protein of 276 amino acids. The transcript has a single exon. Lineage: Eukaryota; Fungi; Ascomycota; Eurotiomycetes; Chaetothyriales; Herpotrichiellaceae. Gene Ontology annotation, molecular function: ATPase activator activity; protein-folding chaperone binding. Gene Ontology annotation, cellular component: mitochondrion. The record is from RefSeq and is a predicted model, not a curated record. Gene Ontology annotation, biological process: protein complex oligomerization; [2Fe-2S] cluster assembly.
AUGUCAGUUACCGCGCCCACGCGACAGACAUUGCGCCACCUUCGACGACUCUGUCGCUUAUCCUCCCUCGUCGAAUCCGUCGGGCCAGCGUCGCAAAGACUUUAUUCACACUCCUCACAUCCUCUCCCUCGUGCCAUCGCAUAUCCCUCCCGUCACCAAAGCAGAGCCAUCAGCGCGAGUUCCGUAAGAUGGCAGGAUUCACAAGGGGCCUCGUCCGCUGCCACCGCCAGCUCCAGCAGUAGCAGCGACCCGGACAGCGCCCCUCCCUUACCCGACAUAUCGAACUAUUACACAGUCUUCCCGAAUACUCUUUCCACGGGUCCUCCACCCCACGGGCCGUUCGAUAUCCCUUUGUCCCAGCUGAAGCGCGAAUUUCUACUCCUCCAAUCCCAACACCACCCUGACAAAUACACCUCCCGGCCCACCGCUCAUCAGAAGGCCAUGGCGCUGUCCUCCCUGUUAAACAGCGCAUACAAAACACUGUCGGACCCGCUGCUACGUGCGCGGUAUCUCUUGCACCACACCUAUGGCGUCGACAUCACGUCAGAGGAUAACAGCACGCACAGCGGUCUGACGGAUCACCAGACGCUUAUGGAAGUCAUGGAAGCACAAGAGGCGAUCGAGGAAGCCGAAACUCAAGAACAGAUCGAUGCCUUGAAGGACGAGAACCAAGCAAGGAUAGAUGAAACGAUAAAACUUCUUGGAGAAGCCUUCGAAAAAGAAGAUGUCCAGUUAGCAAAGACGGAAUGUAUUCGUCUGAAUUACUGGCGCAGUUUACAGCAGGGCUUGCAUGAGUGGGAGCCUGGGAAGGAAGUACGACUGAUACACUGA